Molecule: messenger RNA, 884 nt
Organism: Carlito syrichta (Philippine tarsier)
Lineage: Eukaryota; Metazoa; Chordata; Mammalia; Primates; Tarsiidae
Gene: TFPI2
Product: tissue factor pathway inhibitor 2
Exons: 5
Coding region: 1-696 (231 amino acids)
Biological process (GO): negative regulation of peptidase activity
Cellular component (GO): extracellular region
Molecular function (GO): serine-type endopeptidase inhibitor activity
Source: RefSeq, a predicted model, not a curated record
AUGGACCCCGUCCAGGCACUGUGUCUGCUCCUGCCGCUGCUGAUGGGGGCCGCGCCCAGCGGUGCCCCCCAAGCACCCGCAGGAAACAACGCGGAGGUCUGCCUCCUGCCCCUGGACGAGGGCCCCUGUCGCGCCAGGAUUCCCAGCUACUACUAUGACAGGCACACACAGAGCUGCCGCCCAUUCAUGUUCGGAGGCUGCUACGGCAACGCCAACAACUUCGAGUCCCGGGCAGCCUGUGAAGAGGCCUGCUGGAGGAUAGAUAUUGUUCCCAAAAUCUGCCGGCUGGAAGUCGCCAGCACCCAGUGCAGGGAGCCCCGGGAAGAAUACUUCUUCAACUUGCGCUCAAUGACCUGCGAGAGGCUCUCCAGUGGGUGUCGCCAGAACCGGAACAAGAACCGGUUUCCUGAUGAAGCUACUUGUAUGGGCUUCUGCGCACCAAAGAAAGGUCCAUCAUUCUGCUACAGCCCAAAAGAUGAGGGGCUGUGCUCUGCGAAUGUGACUCGCUAUUAUUUCAACCCGAGAUACGGAGACUGUGAAGCCUUCACCUACACUGGCUGUGGGGGGAAUGACAACAACUUUGUCAGCAGUAAGGACUGUAGACACGCCUGUGUGAAAGUCUUGAAGAAGAAAACGAAGGUGCCAAAGCUUCUCUUUGCCAAUAGAAGACGGAAAAUGCAGAAGAAGCAAUUUUAAACAUGUUUUUGUUCGUCAUCUCGUGGACACUUACUUGCCUUGUGGUUAGAUCUGAAGAGUAAUAGGGCAGCACACGGAAAUGAGUCACUAGUGAUUUAUUCAGCAGCUUUUAUCGAUACAAGUCACUUUUUUCUGUGUUUUUUUUUAAUACAUAACUACCUGCUAUUCAAAUGUGAAUCUACCCUUUU